This is a messenger RNA of Cladocopium goreaui, 3584 nucleotides long. The record is from the annotation of a GenBank genome assembly. NCBI's taxonomy places the organism in Eukaryota, Dinophyceae, Suessiales, Symbiodiniaceae.
UACAAUGGUAGAGGAAGCAUCUCCGGCAGACCCAUGGGCAGAUUUUCGCCCAAGCGCUCCAAACGGUGUGCCGCACUGCCGAAAUCACCCAGAAGAAGAGGUCUUCGAUCGCGGGUAUUGCGAGCUCUGUGACUGGGCCCUGCAGGUCGUAGAGGCACAAGCAACAGCCAUCCUGGGAGACGCACCGGAGCAAACGUCAUCUAGGCGCUACUUCUUCCUGUGCCCCGACAAGCAUGCCUUCACCUCUCGUUUGAGUGGUGCUGAUGCCCUCUGCAAAAGAUGCCGUGAUCACAGGGUGAAGUACAGCGUCGCCAGCAUGGGAUAUGAAGAGCCUUGGCCCACCCUGACAGAGGUUGGACCUCAGCUGGGCUUUCGAGACGAGCAGCAACGUCACAUCUGCUCGUUGAUGGUGAGGGUAGACCCCAAUGCCUUGGACCUCCGACAAACCCAUGUAGCGUUGGUAAAUUCUUUCAAGCAGAAAAGCCUUCAGGCUUUGAUCCAAGUCUGCCAAAAUACCAUUGGUGAUCUUGAUGGACCUGGUGAAGGACCAACCAGGAGUGGUUCAAUCAACCAGAUUGCAUCGAGAGCAGGUAGUGACGUAGUCCUACAGGAGCUUCAAAAGAUCAGCGCGGCCCUGGAGGCUCUGGUGGAAAUAGCGCAGCAACGAGACGUGGAAAUCUGCGGCAAGACAGUUGUUCUCAUUGGCGGCAAAUCAUUCCAAACUUGGAAAUGGUGCCGCACCAAGGAAGGAAACUGGUCAGAAGCCCCCAACGCUUGUUCUCGCGACAGUUUCCUGGGCAACAUUGCGAGCAAACAUGGUCGACUGCGAGAAGUCUCCGUGGCAGUGGAAGUGAAGGGGGAGCGUUUCCACCGUGCCGAGGAUCAGCAAGGUGCAUAUCGUGGACUCAAAGUCAACAAGGAAAAUCACUUCGUUCUCAUUGUCAGUUCAAUGUGUGCUCGUCAACGCAUGGAAAUCUUGCAGCACUUGCCUUUCCAUGGAAUUGUCGAGCUCCUGAAAUCCGGCGGCCGCUCUCACCACGACCAAAAGCACUGCCGCGGCUGUGACUUCUUGGGCCGCUUAUGCGGAGCUUCCAGAACUCGGUCCGUCGUGCGGACGCAGGUCUGUGGUCAUGAGAAGAGCAAGUUGAUUUUGAAGGGUUUGCCGUACGACCAGGACGCACAGAACUGGGCCAGGGCCGCAGAUAUCAUACGUCAGGUGGAAAGGGAGGUACAACGGCAUGACAGUUCAGUGGCGUUGGAGUGGUCGGAGAUCGAAAUCAGGCACUGUCGGCAACACUACCAGAGCGAGGCCGUGGUGCAUUUCUUCCAGGGGGAACUGCCAUAUCAGAUCAUCGAACAGGCGCGCGAGGUGAUGAUGCGUGAGCUUGAGGAAGCCGAACUGACAGUCCGCGCUGAAUUUGAAGGACAGGCUCCCGGCAUACUCUACGUAGCAGACUGCCACGAGGAAUCUCCAUACUCUUUGGAUGAGAUCAACAGAGUUGUGACUCAAAUCGGCAGUGAAUGUAUGGGCUGGUUUUCUCAGCACGACCAUUCAGAGAUCCCCCGCAUUCGCCUCAUCAGUGCGCCCCACUGGCUGCAGCGGGCAGUGAGUUUGUUGCCACAGAUUUCAUGGCGAUUCUAUCGUCUGACCCUGCCCUGGGAAGUCCUUCGUCACUUCGACCGCAGUUUUCGCUUGGACUUGCCUCCCGCCUGGGCUGAGCGUCUUCAUCAAGCAAUGAGGCUCUCCCAGCCACUGGAAAAUUUGAGCCCAGCAGCGGAGGUCUUCAAAAACCAUGCUGCGGGAUUGGUCAGAUUGGGGAUUUUUCCAACCAAUGUGCCUUACCACUACAAUCAGAUCUGUGAAGAGUUGGAGAGCCAAUGGUGCACUUUGUUACGCCAUGUGUAUCUCUUCGGGAAGCCCACCUCAGCCCGACGUGAAUCCGUGGCGCGUCAGGCGGAAGCCGAGGAGGCCUCGGAGCCCUCGGACGAUUCGGACGAUGAGACCCGGGCGCCCAGCCCCGAUCCGAACGACGCCACCGACGCGAACGACGCGAACGACCCGAACGGUCCGGAUGCGGCAGCCCCUUCGUCGCCCACGGCCGCAUCGCCUCAGUCCCCUGCAGCCUCCUCUUCAUUGCCAGCAGGACCGUCCAAUGGCCCUCCACCUACCAGCCGGAUUCGCUGCGGACGCGCAUGCCUAAACUUCUGCUCUACUGCUGGGGAGAGUGUGGAAGGGGAUCCAUUGGACGGCUACUACACUGAUCUGGCGAUUGGCGAUUGGGCCAUUUGGAAACCGGAGCUUGACUUCAAUCCGCAGCGUGACUCAAACGGCUGGUCCUUAGCCACACUUCGGGGAGAACGAGAUCAACACGAUCGUCGAGGCUAUGUGCCCAGCAGCUUCUUGCAGCCGAUGGAGGACUACCGGCACUACAGCGGGAUGCCUUUGUGUUUCGAAGCGGAGCUGGUCUCCCGUGGCUUCGAGGGUCGUCCCAUGGCGCGGGGAGGCACCUCUGAUGUCUACCAGGUGGCGUUAGAUGGAGGUACAGUUGCGGCCAAACUGCUGCAUGACCGGGAGAGCAAGGCUUUGCUGUGUGCCAUGCAUGAUACGGCCGAGCUCUUUCGGGCAGAAGUAGAAGCGAUGAAGAGGCUGGAUCACGAGAACAUUGCCAGCAUGCUGGACUCUGGUGUUACCACUGACGGACGAUUCCUGAUCAUAGAGGAAUUCGUUUCAGUCCACACGUUGGCGGAGUGCUUGGACAGCAAUGGUUUCUAUUUCGAAGAACGGAUGAAAGUAGCACUGCAAUUGGCAGAUGCUCUCACCUACAUCCACGCUCAAGGCAUCAUGCAUCGCGAUGUCAAGAGUGCCAAUGUUCUUGUGGAUGUGGAUGCUGCUGGCACGUUCACCACGGUGAAGUUGAGCGAUUUUGGAUUGGCCAAAGGUGUACAGGAACGAGAAGUGGGGGGUACCCGUUUUAGUUCUCGUGUUUGUGGCACCACUGGCUAUAUGGAUCCUGAGUGCCUUCGAGGAGAAGGCCGCUCUGUUGCAUGAACUUCUUUGGCCAGAGAUUGGUCGGGCUUGUAUAGUAUAUAUUACUUGCAUGAAACUGUAAGCAAGAGAAACGGACAAAUCGGAUUCACAGUAAUCGCUUGUGAGUCUUUCUCAAUGAAAGAACUCUUCGAUCUAUAGACGGUGUUAUGGGCAGAAACCUGUGCCAGCCUUAUUUCACCAAUGCUGUACUUCCGGCCGCUCGAGCUUCCAAUCCGAUGUGUACAGCUUUGGGAUCGUCCUACUCGACCUCAUCACAGGAAAAGUGUGCGGCCCAGAGAACGAUCACUACCGAGCAAUCAGGAGGAACCAGACGAUCUCUUUUCAUUGCUCUUGGCCACAGGAGCCACAGUUCUGCAAUGCCCUGAAAGAUCUUGCAUCGAACUGUGUGCAAGAAUUUAGUGAAGAUAGACCUCACAUGGCGAAUGUCCAGCGAACGCUUCAGCACCUGAAUCGUCAAAUUUAAAUCGUUAGAGCCCGCGCAAAAGUCGCGGCAGCCAUUUGUUGGUCCUUAGGGUUGUGAACCCAUGGAACACGC